Pseudovirgaria hyperparasitica is the source of this 1082-nucleotide messenger RNA. RefSeq lists its product as uncharacterized. The transcript has a single exon. Lineage: Eukaryota; Fungi; Ascomycota; Dothideomycetes; Acrospermales; Acrospermaceae. The coding region runs from base 146 to 871 and encodes 241 amino acids. The record is from RefSeq and is a predicted model, not a curated record.
UCCCUUUGCACACCGCCCGCCAGGGAAAAGGCGCCUCAGAGUUUAAAAAUCAUACAGUAAUUACAGACAGCGUAAUAAGUGGGACGACAGUAUACCGCCACAAAAACGCCACAUCAACAUCCACCAGCUCCAUAUAAACCCCGCCAUGAUAAAUACACACAGUCCAUAUAAUUAUCCAUAUAAAAAAAAGGAACCCAGAACCCGCAUGUCUGCGUCCAGAGAGCAGCGCUACGGAAUAUUCAUAGUACGAAUGCACAAUGUAAUGCACAUGCAAUGCAGACGCGUAUCUGCAUGCACGUCAUCCUACACAUACAUGAUACAGUACACAUAUACACAUCCCACACAACCUCACUCAUAUCCAUCCAUCCAUACAUACAUACAUACAUACAUACAUACAUACAUCUAUAUCCACAUAGCUAUAACCUGUUAUCCUAUCCACACACACACACACACACACACAUACAUUCCUAUAUGCACAUCAUCAUCAUGCACAUGCACCAUCUACAUCUCUCCGACACAACGAUCUGAAUGCAAACAAUCCGAUAGGCUCAAACAUACAUCUCCAGCCUCUCUCCCCACUCCAGCCUCACUCACACGCGGCCCUCAAGCCCCCUGUAUCCUCACCCUCUCACAACCUUCCCCAGACACCGUCGCAGCCGCCGCAUGGCAUUGGCAUUGGCAUUGGCAUUGGCAUUGGCAUUGGCAUCGCAGUCGCAUUGCAUGGCAUGGCGUUGCAUACACUCCUAGAUCCGAUCUCUUGCAUCGCAUCAUUAUCAUCGCCAUUCCGCCCAGCCCGAUUGGAAAUACACCUGCUUGCUUGGAUUUACGCUACCAUUUCAACCAUGGCGUUUUGUUCCGGUUGGAUGAUUGAGAAUCCUGCCUGCUUGUGUGCGUCACACCAUGCGAACGGCCGCUGCAGGGCGCGUGUCAAGCAUGCAUAUGUAUCCUUGGUCUUGUCGACUGCCAUGUCCGAUCCACGUCCGUUGCGUGUCGACUUGACAGGACGCCAUGCUUGGCUCAUUGACUAACACGGCCCGGUGCAGCAGGUACGUGUGCGUUGGAUGCGGACGACUACCUGACCU